AAAUAGUCAAACAAGCAUUGCAAAAGUGUCUAAUUUGACUAUUAAACUCUAUAUCCUGUUGUCAUUUAUGUCAAAAACGCCAACUUCCGACAAGGGAUCAGCGGCCAUCUUUCCUUUUUUAAUUUGGAAUUAAACAUGCCCUUUCAAAGGUUUGUAGAAACGGGCCGAGUGGCCGUUGUUUCCGACGGCCCUUACAAAGGAAAAUUGGUCAGCAUUGUUGAUGUUAUCGACCAAACUAGGGUCUUAGUUGAUGGUCCAGAAACGCAAGUUCCCAGAAGUCAACUGAGGCUAAACCAACUUGACUUGACGAAGUUUAGAAUUAACUUUCCCUUUUCCGCAUCCACCAAGGUGGUCAGAAAGUCAUGGAAGGACAAUAAAGUCCAAGAAAGCUGGGAGAAAUCUGUAUGGGCACAGAAAAUUGCAGCAAAAGAAAAGCGUGCCCAGUUAACAGAUUUUGAUCGUUUCAAAUUGAGAAGAGCCAGAUCACGCAGGAAUAAGAUAAGAACUGUAUCUUUCCUUGCAUUGAGAAAGGCUUCAUCUAGAAACGGCUUUUUGUAUGGUAAGAAAAAGAUGGCUAAAGGAGGUGACAAACCUAGACCUAGCAAGAAAGCGGCAAAGAAACCUGCAAAAAAAUAAGUAUAAGUGACAAAUAAAUGUUUAUUUAAUAAAG
Molecule: messenger RNA, 670 nt
Organism: Sitophilus oryzae (rice weevil)
Lineage: Eukaryota; Metazoa; Arthropoda; Insecta; Coleoptera; Curculionidae
Gene: RpL14
Product: 60S ribosomal protein L14
Exons: 4
Coding region: 136-636 (166 amino acids)
Biological process (GO): translation; ribosomal large subunit biogenesis
Cellular component (GO): cytosolic large ribosomal subunit; ribosome
Molecular function (GO): structural constituent of ribosome; RNA binding
Source: RefSeq, a predicted model, not a curated record